AUGGCCUCGCCGACUUGUCCCUCCCCUGCUCGCCACAUUCACCGCGCUGCGAGCCAAUCCUUCUCGUCGCGCUCGUCCUUCCGCGGCGCUUCAUCCACGUCGUUGAUCCCAGUUCCGCAAACCGCGGCGCCGCGAAUCCAGCGGCUGUCGCUGGCCGUCCGAUGCGCAUCGGACGGCGAGGAUGCAGGCGGCGGGGGCGUGAGCAAGUCGCGGCUGGGAAACAUCAUCCGGCGAAAGCACGCUACGGUGCAGGCGCGGCUGCAGCAGAUGGGGCAGGACGAGGUGAAUCGCCGUCUGGAGGGGGCAGUGCGCCUGCACCCGCCCGCGCAGCUCACAGACCUGCUGCUGCGCCGAGCGGAGGGCGCGGGGGGCGCGGAGGGCGAGUGGGGCGCGGAGGGGCCGGGGGGAGCGGGGGGGCGCGCGGCGCUGGUGGUGGAGGUGGCGCGCGCACGGCCGUCAGAGUCCCCUGAGAGCCUUGCCAGGCGCUGCCUGCGAUACGUUGCCCUCGGAGCGGACACAGUGAUGGUGUGCUGUGACGAGGAGGUCUCGCCUGAUGGCCUUGCUGACGUCAGAGCUGUAUCCAGAGCCCUCCCGGGAGUGCCGGUCAUUGUAAAAGACUGGAUGCUACAUCCCAUUCAGGUGGCAGAAGCAGCGGAAGCAGGGGCGGCAGCCUUUCAUAUAGUGCACGGGGUUCUCAAUAAAGCCACUGCACCAAUGCUCGCCUUUGCCUUUGGACUGGGAGUUGACGUGGCAGUAGAGGUGGUGAAUCUGGAGGAGCUGAAGCGACUAGAGCCGCUCGCCAUUCCCCUCUAUGGCCUCAACCUCUCCGUUGGGCUGGCUGUGUCGGCACCAGGGUUCAGGCAGAGCGUUGCCAAGUCGCUGCUCUCCUCCAUGCCCUUUGGUGCUGCUGCUCUCGUGGGCGCCUCAUCAGUGGAGGACGUGCGGAUGAUGAAGGCAGCAGGUGCGACGGCAAUCGUGCUCAAAAGGGAGGUGUUUAAAGGGAUGGAGGGCAGUACCACGGGGGUGGGAGAGAGGGAGGAGGAGAAGGCGUUGCAAGACCUGUUUGAGACACUCAACUACAUCUUGACUGGCGAUGACUGA
Closterium sp. Yama58-4 is the source of this 1101-nucleotide messenger RNA. The record is from the annotation of a GenBank genome assembly. NCBI's taxonomy places the organism in Eukaryota, Viridiplantae, Streptophyta, Zygnematophyceae, Desmidiales, Closteriaceae.